AUGUCACAUUCUGAAGAAGCAUCUGAAUUCUCCGUUGACAAGUCCGCCCCUCUUCCUCUACACAACCCCAACAUGGGCCAGUCCAGUCUUGACGAUGCCCCAAGGAUGGAGUUGCUGUCGCCUCCUCUAGAGGAAGAGCAGUUGGCCUGGACCAAGAUUCGCAGCCAAUGCCAGGAUUUCUUCUCAGAAUUCCUGGGAACCAUGACCCUGAUCCUCUUUGGUGACGGCGUCGUCGCACAGGUCGUCUUGAGCGGUGGUACCAAGGGUGACUAUCAGAGCAUCUCCUGGGGCUGGGGAAUCGCCGUCAUGCUCGGCGUCUAUGUUGGCGGCAAAUCCGGCGGUCACCUCAACCCAGCGGUGACCUUUGCCAACUGUCUGUACCGCGGCCACCCUUGGCGAAAGCUCCCCGUCUACGCCCUUGCUCAGCUCCUGGGAGCCAUGACGGGUGCUGCCAUUGUGUAUGCCAACUACAAGUCAGCCUUCGAUGCCUUUGAGGGAGGCGCUGGCAUCCGAACCGUGACCGGCCCUACCGCCACCGCGGGCGUCUUUUGCACGUAUCCAGCCCCGUUCAUGACUCGGACGGGCAUGUUCUUCUCCGAGUUCAUCGCCAGCAGCAUCCUCAUGUUCGUCAUCUUCGCCCUGGCCGAUCCCAACAACAUUGGAGCUGGAAACCUGAUGCCGCUUUGCCUCUUCUUCCUCAUCUUCGGCAUUGGCGCUUGCUUCGGCUGGGAGACUGGUUAUGCCAUCAACCUUGCUCGUGAUUUCGGCCCCCGAUUGGUUUCGUUCAUGAUUGGAUAUGGCCAUGAGGUGUGGUCCGCGGGCGGUUACUACUUCUGGAUUCCCAUGGUUGCCCCAUUCUGCGGCUGCGCCUUUGGCGGAUUCCUAUACGACGUCUUCAUCUUUACCGGAAACAGCCCCAUCAACACCCCGAUGCUGGGUCUUCAACGCCUGAUGCGACCCCGCAAGAGCGUGUGGUCCAACACCCACCCGUCAGCCAUUGAGACAAAGGUCUAA
Messenger RNA from Trichoderma aggressivum f. europaeum, 1014 nucleotides. RefSeq lists its product as uncharacterized. The transcript has 3 exons. The record is from RefSeq and is a predicted model, not a curated record. Gene Ontology annotation, biological process: glycerol transmembrane transport; water transport. Gene Ontology annotation, cellular component: plasma membrane. Gene Ontology annotation, molecular function: water channel activity; glycerol channel activity. Bases 1 to 1014 code for a protein of 337 amino acids. Lineage: Eukaryota; Fungi; Ascomycota; Sordariomycetes; Hypocreales; Hypocreaceae.